This is a messenger RNA of Plasmodium vivax (malaria parasite P. vivax), 2868 nucleotides long. RefSeq names its product DNA replication licensing factor MCM4, putative. The transcript has a single exon. Bases 1 to 2868 code for a protein of 955 amino acids. The record is from RefSeq and is a predicted model, not a curated record. Lineage: Eukaryota; Apicomplexa; Aconoidasida; Haemosporida; Plasmodiidae. Gene Ontology annotation, cellular component: nucleus; MCM complex. Gene Ontology annotation, molecular function: single-stranded DNA helicase activity; ATP binding; single-stranded DNA binding. Gene Ontology annotation, biological process: mitotic DNA replication initiation; double-strand break repair via break-induced replication; DNA replication.
AUGAGCUCCUCGAACAUCUUCGGCACGAACAACGAAAUCUUCGGGAGCAACUUCAUGAACUCGCCCGUCUCGAGCAGGAGGACCAAAAACAGCAAGGGGAGCUUCCUCAACAGCAUGCUGAACGAAUCCAAGUACCUAAACCAGAGCAACACGGGGUCUCAGUUUCUGCGGUACGGACACACGCCCCUAGCGAUCAGAAGAAUCAAAUGCGCAAGAGCUGACAUUGGAGACGUGGGGAGGGAGGCCUUCAUGGAAGACGUAGAAUCGGGGAGACUCCCCCACUUUAUAGAUUCCAAUUUGGAGCAAAUAAAAGAAUUAUUCAACCAGUUUUUCGACGAAUUUAAUAUAACAAAUUACAGUGACGUUUUGCAGUUCACAGAUGAGGAUAGGAGCAUCACCGAGUAUAUCCUCCUGCACAGAGAUAACCUGAAGGUCUAUUUGGCUUACUACGGGUGGAAGAUGAUCAAAUUUAUAGAGACUGGCCGACAGAACGAAUGCAAACUGAACAACGAAGUGGAAGAAACGGAUUCAGAUGCAGUCAAAAAUAUGGAGCAUAUAAAAUCGUUCGAAGUGGACCUAACCCAUAUUUACUUCUUUAACAAAAAAUUAUACAAACUGAUUGUAGAGUACCCUUCAGACUGCAUCAGCGAGAUUGAUAAGAUUAUAAGUGCCAAAUAUAACUCCCUUUUGUCUUUGGUGCUCGAGGGGGAUACCAAGUCAAAUGCAUCAGAUAAGUAUUCCCUUACGAACGCCAAGCAGGACUACUGUAGAGUGCGAUUCUUUAACAAGAGGCAUAAAGAUACCCCCAGAAAGUUGGGACCCAACCAUAUAGAAACGCUAGUGUGCAUAAAAGGAGUCAUCAUCAGGUGCUCCAAUAUCAUCCCAGAAAUGACCAUGGCUGCUUUUAAGUGUACAUCCAAAAAGAGAAUAGGGGUUAAUAAUUACGAAAAGUGCAACGAAGAAGUGUAUGAACAUGUCAUCCAAGGAGAGGUACAAGAACCGCUAACCUGCACAAACUGCAAUAAUAAGAACACCUUCGAAUUGUGGCACAACAACUGCUGCUUCUCUUCGAAGCAACUCAUCAAAUUGAGUGAAGUGACUGAACAUUUGAAACAGGGAGAGACUCCUCAGUCCAUUUCUAUAUAUGCGUAUGACGACUUGAUAGAUUAUACCAAACCAGGAGACACGGUAGAACUGACAGGCAUAUUGAAAGCCUCUCCUGUGAGAUUAAACCCGAGGUCCAGAUGUUACAAUAGUGUGCAUAGAACCUACAUCAACGUCAUACACAUUAGAAAGGAGAACAAACAGAAGAUGAAACUGACCGAGCAAAACGACACCGCGUCAGUUAUUUUAAAAAGAAAUGAUGAUGGUACUGUGGAGGAAAAUUUCGAAAAAUUAAAUGAACAAGGAAAUCUACUCUUCACCUCAGAAGUUAUUCAAAAAAUGCAGAAGCUCAGUACAGACCCAAAUAUAUACCAACGGUUGGUUGAUUCUAUAGCUCCAUCGAUUUAUGGUCGAGAUGAUAUUAAGAAAGGUCUCCUUUGCCAACUUUUCGGUGGAAGCAAAACUACAGAUAAAUUUAAAAAUAAAUACAGAUCAGAAAUUCAUAUUUUACUAUGCGGAGACCCCUCCACAGCAAAAUCGCAGCUUCUGCAUUACGUGCAUAAGUUAUCCCCAAGGGGUAUCUACACUAGUGGGAAGGGUAGCAGUAGUGUCGGUUUGACUGCCUUCAUUUCGAAAGACUCAGAGACGAAGGAGUACAUUCUCGAAUCCGGUGCAGUUGUCCUCUCCGAUAAAGGCAUUUGCUGUAUUGACGAAUUUGACAAAAUGGACGACUCCGCUAGGGCAAUCCUACACGAGGUUAUGGAACAGCAGACGGUUACCAUUGCCAAGGCAGGGAUCGUUGCAACACUGAAUGCUCGUACGUCCGUCCUUGCUUCUGCUAACCCGAUUAACAGUAGAUACGAUAAGAACAAAGCUGUUGUGGAGAAUAUCAACUUGCCACCUUCCCUUUUUUCAAGAUUUGAUUUGAUUUACCUCGUCAUAGAUCAGGCGAAUGAAGAGGAGGACAAAAAGCUGGCCACCGUUCUGUGUAAAAACUUUUCCUACGGAGAGAAGGACGGGUCAGACUCAGAGACGGAGGACGAAUCAGAUUCUGAGACGGACUCCCAAUCAGGUGAUGAGUUAAAAGCUCCUUCAGAGUUCGACGCGGGCAGUGAUGCAGAUCCACAGCAAAUGAGGAAGAAACGUAUGGGAGAUGACCAAACUGUUAGCCCCACUAAGGGGUGUAAAAAAAACUCCAAAAAGUACCUAGUCGAUUCGAACACCCUGGCGUUGUACAUUGCCUACUGCCGCAUAACGUGCAAUCCGAUCAUUUCGCUAGAAAGCAAAAAAAUUAUAAUUGAGGAAUACAUCAAAAUGAGAUGCAAGGAAGGCUCAAAGUCUCCUACGGCUAGCCCCAGACAGUUGGAAGGACUCGUUCGGCUCAGCCAAAGCUUAGCGAGAAUGAAACUCAAAGAUGUAGUCACCCCUGAGGAGGCCAACGAAGCUGUGCGACUCAUGAACAUUGCAACGUUUCAAAGUUUGAUAGACCCCCUAAGUGGCAGAAUCGAUUUCGAUCAAGUGAACCUAGGGCAGACAUCUCAACAUAAGAAGAAAUCGGAUCAAAUAAAGGAUAUCAUUAUGAAUGCUCUCGUUUUGAGGAACAUGACAAAGGACGAAUUGCUUUCACAUUGUCACGAGACCAUUAUGAAUAAUCGGGACUACGCCAUGGCUAUGGAUAGAAAGUCCUUCGAAGAGGCCUUCCACGACCUCGAACGAUCUCAGGAGAUCACACGGCUGUGUUCUGGUCUGUAUAAGAAGAAGUAG